This is a messenger RNA of Odontomachus brunneus, 1851 nucleotides long. RefSeq names its product endochitinase A1-like. The record is from RefSeq and is a predicted model, not a curated record. The coding region runs from base 1 to 1851 and encodes 616 amino acids. NCBI's taxonomy places the organism in Eukaryota, Metazoa, Arthropoda, Insecta, Hymenoptera, Formicidae. The transcript has 2 exons.
AUGCCCGUCCGCCUUUACGCCCGUGAGCUGCGCGCCGGCCGCCCUAACGACCGCAACGGUGGUGACAGCGGCGGCGCGGAGCCCCAUGAUUCCACGGGGCUCCCGGGCGCGCGCGGGGGGCAUUUUUCGCCCCCCGUGACGCGCUUCACGCCGCCGGCGCACACGUCGCCACCGGUCGCGGUGAUCGCCGCGGGGCCGCGGUACACGCCUGCGGGAUCGCCCGGAGCGACCGCCACCAGGCCCCGGGCAACAACGAGCGCCCUCCGCGAAGAGGAGGUCCCGGCCAGGAGGGCGUUCAGGCCGCGCCUGCCGCAGAGGACAACCACCACCACCACCACCAGCGGGGGCGUCGUCAGACGAAACAUCAGGAGCAACGGCAGCGAGGGGGACGGCACCGUUGGCGGCGGCACGGCGGCGGAACCGGAGGACGAUAGUGACGAAUCGUGGACAGUGGCCGAAGGAAGGGCCGCGCGGAGAAGAGCGAGGAGGGUGAGGGCGCGCCUCUCAUCUGAUGAGGAGGCAUCGGGCAUGAAGUCGCGCGCUGCGCCCAGUCCGCUGCCCCUCACGGCGGUGAAUUAUCCCCCCUUACGGGGGUUCGUGACGAGGAGCACGGUGAGCGGAGGGACACCACCGGCGGGACCGGCGGAGGUUGCAGCGCGUCCGGAAGGUAUUGGUGAGUGCGUCGCCGUUCCCACGUGUGCUCUGGUAAGUGUCCGCGGUGUUAUGGGUCAGCGGGGAACACGCGCGCCCGUCGUCGAGGCGCGUCCGGGGAGGGCGGGGGCGUCUGCGGUACCAGCGACUACGGCGAGGGGCGGCGCGCGUCCGCCCGCACUCCCGCGGAGUCCGCCGGCCGCGGCGAGAGGUGAGCUAGUGGCGGCGCCUGUCGCGCUCACGGCGCGGCAGAAAGUUGCCGAGAGGCGACGUCUCGUCGCGGCUGCGGACUCGGCGGGUACGCUCGCCGACCUCGAGCGCCUGAUGACGCAAGUCGUCGGGUUCUUCGGGGAACGCGAGCAGGGCGGCGGCGCGCCGCGUCCUCGUGGCCGCUCGGUACGGUCGCGAGAGGCCGGAGAUAACGCGCGGAGAGCGGGGGGAGUGGGGGACGGCGCCAAUAGCGAGGGGGGAUCCGCACCGGCGGAGCCCCCCAUGUUCGGUGGAGAAACUCGCGCGGAUGCGGGACGCGAAGCAGCGCGCUUGCAAGCGCUGUUCAAGAAGAACCGCCGCAAAGCGAUCAGAGAAGUCUUGUCCGGCCCCGCGGAGGUAUGCGACGUGUCCACACAGCGGGUGUCUGACUACUUCAGACGAUUAUACUGCGGCGCGGGAAACCUGAGUGGCGCGGCGCCUGCGGAGCUGCCCGAGACCUCGGGCGAUGGCGAGCAGGCGGCUGAGUUAAUUCGGCCGAUCACGGAGCGAGAGGUCGACCGAAGGCUCCGGCGUGUGAAUAACUCUGCGCCCGAACUAGAUGGUCUCACCUACUGUGACCUCCGUCUCUCGGAUCCGACGGCUCAGCUGCUCGCCGCAGUGUUCAACGCCUGCCUGCGGCUCGAGGCUGUCCCCGCGAGUUGGAAGAUCCCCAACACUUCUUGUCUCUUCGCGGCAGUGCUGGCCGAUCGUUUGACCGACUGGGCGAUCGCCGGCCGAAAGCUAAGUCCGCCUCAGAAGGGGUUUCUGAGGGACGAGGGAUGCUACGAGCACAACUUCGUCCUGCAGGAGAUCCUGACUGAUGCUCGGAGGGACCGCAGGGAAGUGGUAGUCGCGUGGCUGGACUUUGUAGUCUUGCUUUGUAGUCUUGCCGCGUGGCCCUCAGUCAGGAGCGUAGCCCUGCCCACAGCGCCCCUAGCCGGAGAGGUGUGA